AUGAAGACCUCGUCUAUUCUUCUCUGCGCUUUCACCGCCCUCGCGGGCCUUACCGAAGCCCGGCUCGACAAGCGGCAGCCAUUCACCAGGGCUAGCAAGCCCAAAGUGAGGACAGGAUGCAUCACCUGCAGACGACGUCGCAAAAAGUGCGACGAGGGCAAACCAGCAUGCGCGACAUGUCUUAAAUACACCGGCUUUUGCGAGGGCUACCAGAGUGCAGGCGGCAGCAAGGUUCAAGCACGACCUCCUCAGCAGCGCGUCAUCCAUCCCAAGAUCGCGGGAAAGCCGAAGAAGGGCGACAUUCUCGUCGAGCCGAAUUACUCGUCGCUCGUCUUCACCAACCAGUUGGAGAAAGGUAGCUUCGACUACUGGAUGGCUUUUACGAAAACGACGACGCUGUUUCAUUCGGACCUCCUCACGAGCAUCAUUCCGCAGAUAUCGUGGAAAGAUCCGGCCAUCAAACACGCUGCCCUGGCCAUCGGCGCAGCCGCUCUCGGUAGCAAGACACGCCAGCAAAGACUCCUCGGCAAAGGAAAAUUUCAGUCGGAUGCGCUUCGGCAUUACGGCAAGUCGCUUAACCUCCUUUACUCAUCACCAAUGUCGUACGAGAGGUCACUUCUGGCGUGUCUCCUCUUCAUCGCCUUCGAGACCCUCCGAGGAAACAGGUCUGCGGGUCUGAGCCACAUGAACCACGGCUCCUUGAUACUCGACCAGUACCACCCUCAGGGCGAAACCCCGAGUCCGCUGUUGAAAGAAGUCAUGUCCAGCUUCCAGCACUUCGGGCUGCAGGCUUGGAGUCACAGCGGAUCGCACCCCGUCGAGACGGAUGCCAAGGUCCCUUGGUGUUGCAGAGGCCGCGCCGCACGAUACGCCGUCGACGAGAUGCCCGCCGCGUUCGAGAACCUCGACGUCGCGCGGCGCUGGUGGGACAUCACGCGGCACUUUGUCAAGUACCACGCGCCCCUCAAGACAAGCUUCGAAGUCGCCCAGAUGCCGACCCAGCCGAUCGACCCGGAGAAGCUUGCCAACUACGGAUCCCCGGAAUCCCAACAACGCGUCCGCGGGUUCCUCCGACAUCUCGAUGCCUGGAACGCCGGCUUCAUCCCCCUCGCGGCACGGGUGGAGCGCGCCAGGCACACGAAUACGCAGGACUUCAUCCGCGCCCUCGCGCUGCGUAUCGACUAUCUCUACGUCUGGAGCGGAGUGCGCAGCGGAGGCUGGGUGGAUGUGAAGGACGUCGGGCGCAUGGCUCCGGCCUUUCGGGACGUGGUCAAGCUCAGCAGGCAGUAUCUCGAGCUCCAGGGCCAGCCGUCGGACGGACAAGAGAGGUUCACGUUGGAAGACAGUCCGACGUGGGCUCUGGCGCUCUCAUUCGUCAUGUGCAAGGAACCCGACGUGAGAAACGACAUUCUCGCGCUCUUCAAGCAGUAUCCCAGGCGUGACGGGCUGUGGGAUACCCGGAUUUUCGUGCUGCUAUUGCAGUGGAUGAACAGGCUGGCUGCGAAAAACUUCUAUCCCGAAGAGGAGCGCCAUAUACUCGGGAGCAAGGUGAUCUUCCAUGACCAUUCCCACUUCGUACUUGAGAAGACACGAUGGGACCCCGUGAGCUCAAGUAUGAAGACUUACGCCAUCAAGUUCAGCGUACCUGUCGAACCCGAGGAAGAAUGA
Colletotrichum karsti is the source of this 1668-nucleotide messenger RNA. Its product is annotated as C6 zinc finger protein. NCBI's taxonomy places the organism in Eukaryota, Fungi, Ascomycota, Sordariomycetes, Glomerellales, Glomerellaceae. Bases 1 to 1668 code for a protein of 555 amino acids. The transcript is spliced from 3 exons. The record is from RefSeq and is a predicted model, not a curated record. Gene Ontology annotation, molecular function: DNA-binding transcription factor activity, RNA polymerase II-specific; zinc ion binding. Gene Ontology annotation, biological process: regulation of DNA-templated transcription.